GGUGAAUGUUUUGUUUGUAAACAAAAAAAUUGCAGCAAAACAGUGCAAAAUUAAAAACCGAUUUUAACCGAUUUAGAUAAUAAAAAUAGUAAAGUAAAUUUAUUUUGAAGAUGCCUAGAAAUUUAUGGGGCGAGUUUUGCGAUGAUGAAAAACCUGCUCAGAAUGAUAUGAACAAAGUUGUGCCGCUCAGUGCAAAAAGAGUCAAGCUAUCUGAAGUACAAAAUCAAUUACCAGUUGAAGUAAACAAAAAUGUAACAGUUAAAGUAAAGAAUCCCUUGGUUACCCAGACCAUUGAAGUGAUGAAACAGACCGAAAUGUUGCAGUCAUUGAUUGACACAUAUUCCAACAAAUCGGGCUCAUCGAAUUACCUUUUAAAUCCCUGUCAAAUGAUACCAGAAGUAGACUUCCCCCCAGAGAAUGUAGCAGAUUUUGUUUCAGAUGAUAAAUUCACAAAACCAAUUUGGUUUGUUCCUCCACAAGACACAAAUUUUGCCAAAGGAGUACCACAAAAUUACCCCAAAGUUACAUCAGAAAUAUGUCGGGCAUCAUUGCGUAAAGCCGUUUGUGGUCAAAUGCGUGUGGCUGGCUUUACAGACACAGCAGAAUCGGCACUGGUACUGUUUGCAGAUGCCUGCGAAGAAUUUAUGCGAAAUUUAUUACAAAGUGUGCGUGAAGUUCAUGCUAACGAUGCCAAAUUGGAAACACAGCGUGACAUUGAAGUUAAAAAUUUGGAAAAGGCAUACUACUCAAUGACCAAUAAUUCGUUGACACAGGUCCACAACUAUUUUAAGCAUCACUUAAUCGCCAAGAAUCGCAUGGAAAUUGCCGAAUUCAAUGGGGUCUUCCAAGAAUACGAUAAACUCAUGAAAGAAAGUCAGAGUAUGCAGAAGGAAGAAUUCCAGGAGGGUGAUUUUAUGAACAUUUUUGAAAUUCCUUCAACAUCAGAUGGCAAUAAUUUAGGUAUGCAGGAUUUUUCGAAUGCCACAACCGUUAUGGGAACAUCUGGUAUGACAAAUAAUGUCAAUAUAGUCAAUCAAAAUACUCUAAUGAGCCUUUUGGAUGGACAAAAUCAAAUAACCAUACAGCAACCCGAUAGCGGUGCGCAGUCAACAGUGGAAAUGCAAACAUAUACGACAGAUAUUAAUACACAUUUUCAAAAUCAGGAACAAUAAAAUGAAAAUAAACAUUA
Musca domestica (house fly) is the source of this 1189-nucleotide messenger RNA. RefSeq lists its product as uncharacterized. The record is from RefSeq and is a predicted model, not a curated record. Gene Ontology annotation, cellular component: SAGA complex. Bases 111 to 1172 code for a protein of 353 amino acids. Gene Ontology annotation, molecular function: transcription coactivator activity. The transcript has 4 exons. NCBI's taxonomy places the organism in Eukaryota, Metazoa, Arthropoda, Insecta, Diptera, Muscidae.